GAAAUGCGCAAUGCCACCCCUGGUCUAAGAUAAGCGGCCUCCAUGCUCGGUCGUAAGUUUUUACGAUAUCAAGGAUAGCGAUAUCCAUAUGUUCGUUUCUCUCAAUGAUCUCUUCGAUAGAUUCCUUAAGCUCGUUGAAAUAAGUUGUAGUUCCCCUGCCUGGGCGAAAGGCAUGUUGUUCGUUGGCGAGUCGAGCUGUACUUUCCAAGUGUUGAAUUACUCUGUGGUUCAUCAUUCUUUCAAAUACCUUACCCACACACGAGGUCAGCGAGGCGGUCGAUAGUUGAUAUCACUUGACAAUCUGCUACUCUUUAAUAUGGGGAUUAUAAUUAACUCACGCCAUUCUGCUGGGUAUUCUCCUCGCUACCAGCUAGUGUUAUACCCGUGUAGAACUUCUUUGGUUAUGAAUGGUAAACGACGCAACAUUUGAUAUGUGAUUUCAUCCGGGCCGGCGGACUUUCCUUUGCUUUUUUCCAGAGCGAAUCCUCCAUGUUGAAAUCAACAUCCAUUGUGGGGUUACUUGGUGGAGUAACGAACUAGUGGAUGUUUUUUGGGAAAUUUCCUCUUUCCAGAAAUCCAGCGGAUAGCUGCGAGAACUCGAAUUUAAGGAAAAAUGCUUUCCAAGUACUAACACGAUAGCUGACGGAUCUUCAACAAGAACACCAUGUAGAUCAAUCUUAGGGAUUCUAUUAUCUCGUCUUCCUGUUAGGCGAUUGAAAUGUUUCCACAAUAUGCCACUUGUGGUAGAGGGAUAUUGAAGCUCGAUGCAAAUUCAAAUCCAAGGUUGUCCCAGGAAAAAUGUCUGCCGUUGAAAUCACCGGCAAACAUAGAUCGUUCAGAAAUCUGUUCGGAAAUACCCAUCAGUGCUUCCGAAAUGCGCAGAGCACUGUGUGUGUUGUUGUAUACGCAGACGAUUGUCAAUUUAAUAGGUGACCGAAUCUCUACAGCCACAGCCGGGAUAUUGGUGUCCAGAUGAAUCUGUGAAUGUGGAACACAGCAUAGGACUACAAGAACAGCUAGACCCUGACGAUUUCGGAAUGAUCCGGAAGAGUAGACGAAAAACUCAUACCAGUUUUCGAGCUAGGAUCCAAAGUUGGUACAAAGUUGGAUUCCCGGAGGCAGAGCACGACAGUAGCAGAACACGGAAACCAUCGCUGGUGGCCGGUUCUUCGGAGAUAGAGCUGAUAUCUGAAUCAUCCGGAAAGUGAGUUUCUGGAAGGUUAAGUGGAUCAACUUCUGCGUUCAUUGGAUUGAGAUAUGGGGUAUGUACUUGCCUGGGCCCCACCCAAUUUCCCAAUGGCAGCAGGCACCGAACGACCGUUAGACGGCUCUGGAUCAUGCCCGAACGCGGCCAGCAAAGGGAGGAGAUAGAGAAGUUACAUCGAUCGUAGCCACAGUUGGAGAUGUUGCGGUGUCUGGUUGGAGUAACAAGUCCUGUGCGAAAUUUUUAUUCACCUUUCGAAAACAGUUGUCCGUGUGGCUUUGGUCGGUGAAUGUGGCCAGUUCUGGAUUUUCUGGUACGUUUCAACUUGUUUGGAUCGUCGCAUGCGGUAGGCCGAUAUUUUAAAGCCAGAAAACUUCGAGAUCUUGUUCCUUUACCAGGAUCGAAUGAAGGCGACAGUGUGAGCGUCGUUAGUGAAACUGAAAGUUGAGCAGCGUUUGGGACUAAUCGGUGCUGUUUGUGUUGGAAACUUGCCGGUGGUGCUUCCAGUUGCCCGAUGCCAGCAAGCAUCGAACGAACGUCGGGGUGCCCCGGAUCAUGUCCGAACUUCCUGCUGAAGCUCUACAAGAAAGGCGUUCGACCGGAAGACAUUGGCAUUAUCACACCGUACCAACAGCAGGUCAAGACAAUUCGGCGCAUUCUGGAUGAAAGUAAUUUGCAGAAACCAAAAAUCGGAAGCGUGGAGGAAUUCCAAGGCCAGGAGCGUAUGGUGAUUAUUAUAUCUACUGUGCGAACUUCGAAAUCGCUGCUGCAAAGCGACCUGCAGCAUGCACUUGGUUUCAUUGCCAGCCCAAAGCGCUUGAAUGUGGCCAUCUCCCGUGCACGGGCGCUGCUUUUGAUCUUCGGUAGCCCUCAUCUGCUGUCAGCGGACAAACACUGGCGAAAUCUGUUGUUCAGGGCGAUUAAUUCCGGUUCGUACUGUGGGUGCGAUCUUCCCGAGCAUAUUGAUCCCACGGAGCCAGCGCUGAAUGGCGACGCACACAAGGAGGAGUGAACUAUUGUGUAACGGUUGGAGUUUGAUUACUUAUAAACGCGGGUUCGUAUAUGCUACAUCCGAAUACCUCGAACGAACUGCAGUGUAUCGUAUUAUUAUGAGAUGUAUCAUUUCUGAAUUUAAUUUUUAUGUUUGAAACAAAUAAAAUAAAUGAGAUUAAUUUUAAA
Molecule: messenger RNA, 2383 nt
Organism: Toxorhynchites rutilus septentrionalis
Lineage: Eukaryota; Metazoa; Arthropoda; Insecta; Diptera; Culicidae
Product: probable RNA helicase armi
Exons: 2
Coding region: 1719-2216 (165 amino acids)
Source: RefSeq, a predicted model, not a curated record